CUCUGGCCUACUCCUCUCCGCCUGCCCCCCGCAUUUCUUUUCCUUAAUAAGUUCAUUCACUCCUUCGCUCACCACAUUCACUCGCUGGAUCUAAAACAGAAAGAUGUUCCGUCCAAUUCUCUUCUUCGCAUUCGUGGUGGUGGGCCUGGCCGCCACUCUGGCCACCGAGGACCAUGUUGUCACGGGGAAAUUGCAGCGUUCGUCACGCCAAAGUAAGGCAUCGUCGGAGGUGACCAGGCUGUUGGAUCAUUCUAGUGGGUCAAAAAUUCGUAUGGUGGAGGAACCCUCACUGAGAAGAAGACCGUCGCAACAUGAUCUCGAACAUGAAAAGCAAGUGGAGGACGAUUUGUACACGAUCCGCAUCAUCAUCAUCAUCAUCAUAGUGUUCGUCAUUAUCCUCGUGAUCCUGGUGAUGAUCAUCGUGGCUUUCAUGUUCCAGAUCAGCAGAGCCGCUGAUAAGAUCGCCGCUAAUGGCUCUACUUAAGGAGAUAGAUAGAUACAUAAAAUGACGGUUGAUAGAAUAUUUGAUUGAUACAUAGCCUGAUUGAAUAUUUAAUUGAUGCAUUACUUGACUAAAUAUUUGAUUGAUACAUUACUUAGUUGAAUUUUAAUUGAUACAUAGCUUGACUGAAUAUUUGAUUGAUACAUAGCCUGAUUGAAUGUUAAUUGAUACAUAGCUUGACUGAAUAUUUGACUGAUACUUAGCUUGAUUGAAUAUUUAAUUGAUGCAUAGAUAUACAGACAAAUUUAGUAAUGAAUUGCUAAAUGUAUAGAUUGACACUUAGCUAUAAAUUCAUUGGUUUAAAUUGAUUGGCUGUUUGGAUGAUUGAUUAGCUUAGAGAGAGAGAGAGAGAGAGAGAGAGAGAGAGAGAGACUACUGUAUCACUACAUUUAUCAUAGCACUCUACAUCUCUACCUGUAUUCAACAAAAGAUUCCUGGUUAGUGUGUUAUUGUUCGGCUUCUUGAUCAAUAAAUUAUG
Messenger RNA from Portunus trituberculatus (swimming crab), 980 nucleotides. RefSeq lists its product as uncharacterized. The transcript is spliced from 4 exons. NCBI's taxonomy places the organism in Eukaryota, Metazoa, Arthropoda, Malacostraca, Decapoda, Portunidae. The coding region runs from base 104 to 484 and encodes 126 amino acids. The record is from RefSeq and is a predicted model, not a curated record.